This is a messenger RNA of Nicotiana attenuata, 473 nucleotides long. RefSeq names its product kirola-like. Gene Ontology annotation, biological process: defense response. The coding region runs from base 33 to 473 and encodes 146 amino acids. Lineage: Eukaryota; Viridiplantae; Streptophyta; Magnoliopsida; Solanales; Solanaceae. The transcript has 4 exons. The record is from RefSeq and is a predicted model, not a curated record.
ACAACUUAUUGCUAUUCUGAGGAGAAGAAAAUAUGGGUGUGAAAGGCAAGUCGAUUGCUUCAACAGAGGUGAAGUGCGGAGGAGACUCUGCUCAUGAUAUUUUUCACACCAAUACUCAUCAUAUAUUCAACGGCCCUAGUAAGGUCAACCGUUUUGAGAUUCAUGAAGGUGAAAUCGUAAAGGUUGGUUCGAUUAUUAGCUGGAAAUAUAACGAAGCACUCAAAAAAAAGAUUUGUAAGGAAGUGGUUGAAGCCUUUGAUCCUCACAAGAAAUCACCCACUUGGAAAGUAAUUGAAGGAGAUUUAUUAGAAUUGUAUAAUUCUUUCACUAUUAUCACAUCCAGUGAAGAUCAGUGGACUAAAUGGACAUUCGAGUACCGGAAGAAAAUUGAUGACACCCCUGAGCCCCUCGUUUUCAUGGGUUUACUCCUUGAUGUGACCAAAGAUGUAGAAGGCCACCUUCUCAAGAAAUAA